AACUCGUUAAGUGAUGUUGUUAUACUGGACUGCAUUAUAUUAACGCUAUAUUAUUACACAGGUGCCAGUAGAGGUGAGGUUGGCACAGGUUACCAUGGUGUUGCUGUCCACCAUUGUCUGUUGUGUUGUUGUCGUUGUCACCGCUGCAUUGCCUUGUGGGAUAUUUAUGCCGGCGUGGUGUCCAGUGCUUGCAUACUUUAAUAUGCAGCCACAAUUUUCUGCCACCAGCAACUGUUUUUUAUUUGAACGUUCUGUUACUACUAGCAACCAUCACGGCACAUUCUAAAGACAUGACAUUGUAUCAUCCACCAUUUUGUCAGAGACCUCGGGACAGAUUCCAGCUGUAUCUUCGUGACCAAACACCCAAUAGGAGCACCAGGAGGGAACCCACUUCCAGUCGACAGCACUGACUCUGAUACCUGGUCUUCAGAUAAGAGCCAAUAUCAGCUAAUGGCUCCUGUCCAUGAUGUUGUGGCAUGGGGAGAGUCACUCGACCAUCUUCUGGAGUGUAAAACCGGCCAGCUGGUGUUCGAGGACUUCUUGAGGACGGAGUACAGCGAGGAGAACCUCCUAUUUUGGCUGGCCUGCGAGGACUACAAGAAAGCAGCCAGCGAGACGGAAAGGGCCGAGGCUGCCAAAAGGAUCUACGUGGAGUUUGUCGAAGUCGACGCGCCCAGACAGAUAAACAUUGACUGUGUGACGAGAGGAGAAAUCAGUGAAAAUAUCUCUCAGCCGGGGCCAAAUUGCUUCGACAGGGCGCAGAGUCUGAUAUACGGUCUGAUGGAAAACGACUGUUACCCUCGAUUUCUGAAAUCAGAAAUCUACCAAGCUCUCCUGGAACAGCAAUGAAAGCAACACGAGAAGAAGAAAAGAAAAGAAAAGAAAAAAAAAAACAGUUGCCGACGCCUUUCCGGAUGAUUGAUUCUGCACUCUUCUUAGAUUCUCAGUUCAAGACAACGACAAAAAAUAAAAGAAAAAAAAAACCUUGUC
Acanthopagrus latus (yellowfin seabream) is the source of this 990-nucleotide messenger RNA. Its product is annotated as regulator of G-protein signaling 21-like. The coding region runs from base 451 to 849 and encodes 132 amino acids. The record is from RefSeq and is a predicted model, not a curated record. Lineage: Eukaryota; Metazoa; Chordata; Actinopteri; Spariformes; Sparidae. The transcript has 6 exons.